This is a messenger RNA of Uloborus diversus, 4230 nucleotides long. Its product is annotated as guanine nucleotide-binding protein G(i) subunit alpha. Gene Ontology annotation, biological process: adenylate cyclase-modulating G protein-coupled receptor signaling pathway. Bases 306 to 1373 code for a protein of 355 amino acids. Gene Ontology annotation, molecular function: GTPase activity; G-protein beta/gamma-subunit complex binding; G protein-coupled receptor binding. Gene Ontology annotation, cellular component: heterotrimeric G-protein complex. The record is from RefSeq and is a predicted model, not a curated record. The transcript is spliced from 9 exons. Lineage: Eukaryota; Metazoa; Arthropoda; Arachnida; Araneae; Uloboridae.
GGCAUCGUCAAUAAUCAUUCGAAGGAAGGGUGUGGAAAAAUCGUUCGGUGUUAACGACCAAUAAAGCUUUUUUAUUAGUUUAUUUUUUUUAUUAAUUUGCAGUUGGGUUCCUUCAUAAACGUGCAAGUUGAACUGUUUUUAAAUCUACACUUAAAAAUUUUGUGUCACUGAAGUGUUGUCUUUCGGCUGACAGCGUUACCGGUAUAAACGCAUUUAAAAUGAUGGAUAAAUAUAUUGCAGUUUGAUUGUGAACAAUCUUUCGUUGUUGAUUAAGUUCAAGUUACCUGUGUUGACUGUUAUUAAAAAUGGGUUGCGCAGUAAGUUCUGUGGCUGACAAAGAAGCAGUUGAAAGAUCGAAGAAAAUUGAUAAAGAUUUAAGAGCCGAUGGAGAACGUCAGGCUCGAGAAGUUAAAUUGCUCCUCUUAGGUGCUGGAGAAUCUGGUAAAAGUACUAUUGUCAAGCAAAUGAAAAUUAUCCAUGAGGCUGGUUAUUCCAAAGAAGAAUGCUUACAGUAUCGUCCAGUUGUUUACAGCAACACCAUACAGAGCUUGAUGGCUAUAAUUAAAGGACUUGGACAGUUAAAAUUGGACUUUGCUGAUCCGUCAAGAAAAGAUGAUGCUAGACAGUUCUUUACGAUUGCUGGUGCCUCUCAAGAUGGUGAACUAAAUCCAGAGUUAGCUGCAAUCAUGAAAAGGCUCUGGCAGGAUCCAGGCUUACAGCAUUGUUUUUCACGCUCAAGAGAAUAUCAGUUGAAUGAUUCUGCUGCAUAUUACCUCAAUGCCUUAGAUAGAAUAGGACAACCCAAUUACAUUCCGUCUCAACAAGAUGUGCUGCGAACUCGUGUGAAAACCACAGGAAUUGUAGAAACACACUUUACGUUCAAAGGCUUACACUUCAAAAUGUUUGAUGUAGGUGGUCAACGGUCAGAAAGGAAGAAAUGGAUUCAUUGUUUUGAAGGAGUCACAGCUAUAAUUUUCUGUGUUGCUUUAAGUGGCUAUGAUCUAGUGUUGGCUGAAGAUGAAGAAAUGAAUAGGAUGAUAGAGAGCAUGAAGCUUUUUGAUUCAAUUUGCAAUAACAAGUGGUUUGUUGAGACGUCUAUUAUAUUAUUUUUAAAUAAGAAAGAUUUAUUUGAAGAAAAGAUUACCAAAUCUCCUUUGAGUAUUUGCUUUCCUGAAUAUACAGGAAAUAAUACCUAUGAAGAAGCUGCUUCAUAUAUCAAAAUGAAAUUUGAAAAUCAAAACAAACGAAAGGAUACCAAAGAAAUUUACACGCAUUUUACUUGUGCAACAGACACUAACAACAUACAGUUCGUUUUCGAUGCUGUCACCGAUGUCAUAAUAAAAAACAAUUUAAAGGAUUGUGGCUUGUUCUAGUGAAAUGACUAUCAUAAGUUGUGUUAAUUUUUACAGAAAUUUUCUGAAUCAAGUGUGUGUGGCAAAUGGUCUUGUAUGUAUAUUUUUUUCACAUGUGAAGGCUUUUCCUCUUGUUAAGAAAUAUUUCCUUUUUAUUCCACUUGAAACUGCACAUGUCUUUCCACAUUUUUGCACUGUUCUUGUACAACUGUGCCAAUUCUUCUGUGUUGUAUAAUGCACAAAUUAUCUUGCCUUAACAUUUGUGCCUUUUAAUAAUAUUGAAAUUUGGUACUUGUGCCAAAGAUGUUAUCUCCAUAAACUUUUUGAUGGAUAUUUAUAGAACAUGUCUGUAUAAUUAGUCUUUUAAGAGUUUUGAAAUUAUGCUGAGAUUUAAAACUUUGAGAUUGCUUUAUUUCAUAAAAAUGUUGAAUAUUAUGGAAAAUAUCAUUGCUCCCCCACCUUUUCUUUUCUGUCUCUUUGUCAAAUAGAAAGAAAAAAAUAUUAGAUGUUGCUUCCUGUUUUUCAUUUUAUCGAUUUACUUACAUAAUAUGACCUCCUAUAUCCAAAACAAAUAAAUAGAAAGGCAUAAAUUAGUUGAUUGUAAAAAAACAAACAAAAUUAACACUACCUCCAAAAGAAAAAAAAAUGUGUUUACAUGUUCCACUGAACAAUUAACUUUUCAGGCCAUUUUCAUCCACAAAAAGAGUUACUCAUGCUUAUAGUUUUUUCAGUACAAUCUAUUGCAUUUAUUUUGGGUAUGAGAGGUUUUAUUAUUUUACUGAAUUGCUCCUAAGCUUUAGUACUCUGUACAAAAUGGCUGUAGGGAUUAACAUAAAUAUUUUAGACUGAUAGACUUGCAUGUUUAUUAAUUUGUUUCAUUGUUCAUUCUUUCCUUAUAGUUUAUAUCUCCCUCACUAUUUCUUUCCCCCAGCCUUCAUUUUUGCAAUAUUUUCUUCCCCAGUUUUUUAAAACUAAUUCAAAGCUUUCUUCUAAUAAAGCUUUAAACUAAUUCAAUAUUUAAAAGUCACUAGUUAUAGUGUAAUUUCAUCGUCUUCCAUUUAAGCUUUUCAUUUUAGAAAUUACAAUUUGAACUGGUUCGCAUGUGUAUUUGUAUUAUACUGUAUUAUAUUUCAACAGCAGUGGAUAUAUAUUUUUUAUCCUUCUAUUUAGAUAUGUUCAAAUUUAAAAAGCUUUUUCUGAGCUAUAUUUCAUAGCUGUGAAAAUUGUUUUUUGACAUUAUUUGUAAUAUAUAAUGUGUUUGAAAUAGUUAAAAUAAUUUACUUUUUGAAAUGUGUUUCGUAUUUUUGUAUUCAAAAUAACAUUUUAUUAUUUUGAAUUAAAGUGUAUUCAAAGUUUUUCAUGUAAAUCUUUUGCGUGUAAAUAUUUUGUCGCGGGCAUAUUAUUGUACAGGGAACAUAUUGAAUAUUUUGCAAUGUAUUUUUAUAGUCUUAUUUUAACAAAUUCGAUUUUUAAAAAAUGCAAUGAUGAAAAAUAUUUUGUUAGACAACUAUUUUAAAUAUUCUUGGCAACCGUAAAAUUUGAAACAAAGGUCAUCAGAGCAAGAUAAUCAGAGAUUUAAAUAAGAAUAGAAAAAUUGUUAUUUGUGUGUGUGUGAGAGAAACAUUUCAGCAUGAAAUUUUCACUCUGAUAAUUCAAUAUAUAUAUAUUACAGUAUUGAGUACUAGGAAUGAAGUUUCACAUAAUAUUUGCUACUCCAUUUUUGAACUUUUGUAUUCACUUUAUACAAAUAUUCACUAGGUGGAUAAAAAAGAAUAAUCAUUUAGUACAGUUUUAUAGUAAAAAUAUGUAUUUUUAACAAUAAAUGGCGUGUAGAAGCUGAGUGACUAAGAAAAUUAAUAAUGAAAGUGCACUUCUUUUUCAAGCAAAGUAAGUGCAACAUGCGUAAAUCUAUAAUAAGAAUAAAAUGUUGAAGUAGCGGUACUUUGAAUCCCCCCCUCCCCUUUAGAAAUCAAAUUUAACAUUCAUAGCUUUAUUAACUAAAUGUGAGCAGUGAAACUCAAAAGUGCUUGAUUAUAAAGAAAAGCAACAUAUAAAUUGAUAUUAAAUCCGAAAAUUUUAACCAUCCUGUUUUCUUAAGACAAAAGAAUCCUUAGGGCUUUGUGUAACUAUUUUAUAAUUGUUUAUACAACAGUUAUAAAAUAAUUACCUCUAAAAAUUUAUCUUCUGUAUCGUUGAUUUUUCAAACAAGUGUUGUAAUAAAUGCCUCUUUUUUUUUUUUAAAUAAUACUUAGUUGAUUAUUCCCAAUCCGCCAAAAGCUGGCCUUAAUAAGGGAAAUAUUGUGUGUCAGAAAUGACUUUUAGUAUAAGUCUGCAGAAUUGUUUGUUUCUUUUGUAUUUAAUAGUUCCAAGACCUCAACCACACCUGAAAAUUUUCAUGUCAUGUUAUGGGGAUAAUUAACUUAGAUAGAUCGGAUCUUGCUAGUUAAAAGGGAAAAUUGAGAUUAUCUUUUGCUAAUGUUUAAGUAAUUUCCAUUACUGUGCCAAGUUAUACAUUGUAAUAAUUCAAAAUUUAAAUAGUCAAGCUUGUUUUGAAUAGUUCAGUAAAAUUUAUUACUUUUAAAGCAGUUUUUCAAAAAUUUGUGAUAUAUUUUCAUCUUCUCACAUAUUAGUUGUGAGUUUACAUCAUUAAUUAUUUUGAGAUUUCAUCUGUUCUGAUGUCAUGCGUAGUUCUUUCUUGCAAACUUCAUUUGAAAGAUGUUGCAUUUAUCUAUCUACCUUCUACAUUCCUAUAUUGUACCAGUUAAAUAAACGAAGAUUUUUUUUUAAACUUUUAUGAACUGUAAGAUGUUUCGAUAUUUUAUUAAUAUCUAUAUACACAUGUACUGUAUAAAAAGUUUAAAUAAAAUAUUUUAUCUGA